Daphnia pulex (common water flea) is the source of this 7254-nucleotide messenger RNA. Its product is annotated as zinc finger protein basonuclin-2-like. The transcript is spliced from 4 exons. Bases 1116 to 5258 code for a protein of 1380 amino acids. The record is from RefSeq and is a predicted model, not a curated record. NCBI's taxonomy places the organism in Eukaryota, Metazoa, Arthropoda, Branchiopoda, Diplostraca, Daphniidae. Gene Ontology annotation, cellular component: nucleus. Gene Ontology annotation, biological process: regulation of DNA-templated transcription.
AUACAAGUCCAGUGCAUAUAGAGUGAUAUGCGGUUGCGCAGAUCUUUUUUUCUUCUGUUAUACAUUUUCUGUUGACUGAAAUACAUAACACAAUAUUAUAAGCGAGAGGGGAGAGAUAGAUAUAUAUUUAUAAAUAUAUUUCUUUUAUUUUUUGGGGUUUGUGUGUGUGCAUGUGUGCAUGUGCAUUGGGGCACCCCUUUCUCGUUGGCUCGUUCGUUCUCUCCCGAUUCACGCCGACAUGUCGACCAAUCAGAAAACAGUAAGGGGGAAGGAACCGAUGGCGUCGUCGCCAGUAUCCCCCCUCCUCCUCCUCCUCUCAUCCCGCAGGGUCGCCGCCGCCGUCGCUCUGCUCUGCUCUUCGCGCCAUCGCGUCGUCGUCCUCCUCGUCGCUGGCCGUCGUCAGUGGCGACGGCUGUUAGAGACGUGCCCGCGUUCGUGAGUGUGUCUAGUGUGUAUAGACCCGGUCGUUGUUGUGGCCGUGGCUGCCGUCCAAACAGUUUGGCCAGCGGCCCCGCAUCGCGCGCAUCCCUCCCUCUCACUCCCCCCCCAUCUAUACAUGUGUAUACGACGACGACCAAUCUUCUUCUUCUUCUUCACCUCAUCCAUUUGCCCCUUUUUCUUAUUCCCGUGCCGUCGUCAGUCCCGCACGGGCCGAAAUCUCGUCGUCGUCGUCGUCGUCGGUCGCAGCGAAAAUUUUGAAAAUUUGAAAAAAGUGAAAUUUGGCGCCGAAUUCAUUUUUAAAACUUUGAUCGUGUGGGUUAACUCAUUUCCAAACGCAAGUGCUCCAGCUACAAAUCAAUUUCGGUUCGAGUGUCGUCAUCAUUUGAAUAGGCCUCUAUCAAAAUCGUGUAAUUCGACUGAAAUCAAAUUUUAGUGGCGAAUUUAUCAAGUUAAGUGGACAUCUCUAAUACAACGGAACCUUAUUUAAAAUUUAUAUAAGAUGUGCUGUUUGCGAGUGUCCGUCUAAAAGCCCCCGGGAAAGUUAUAUUGUCCAGCAAAAGACGUGAACAUGUUGUCCAUGUUUCACUGGAGAAUCUGAUGACCAAAAUCCAUUCCGAAUCAAACCGAAAGAUAUAUCCAAUAAUAAUAAUCUAAAAUCAAUCUAAUAAUAAAUCAUGAUUUCGCAAGUGAAUUUCGCCCGACCGUGGGAUAUGUCGGGCAGUGUUGCUGGCGGCAAUAAUACUAAUAAUCCAAGUGUCGUCGGCAACAACAACAACAACAACAACAACAGUGUCGGCAUCAUCAGCGACCACCAUCGACUCGCCUCGGCGCUAGGCCUGGCUCCUUUACAAGCAAUCCGGUGCACGAUGCCUGCCUGCCCGUGCGAGUGUUUCCAGCCAGGCAAAUUGCAGUUGAGACAGUGCCAGACCUGCAAACACGGCUGGGUCCCACACGCUCUGGACAAAUUGGGAAUGAGAUCGGGCCAUGUGAGUUCGAACGGUACGGGCCCGGUGGAGCCGGCCCUGCCCAACACGGUGUUCGACGUGGCCAGUCUGGCCCUGUACGGCUGCCAGGCUCUGCCCAUCCGCCUCAAGAUCCUGCUCGACCGGCUCUUUUCCGUCUUGCCGCCCGAGGACGUCGUUCAAGUCCUCACCGGUUUCGGAUGGUCGCUCGAAGAUUACGCCAGAGGUUACAUCCUACAAGAUGUCCAGGGAAGGCCGGUUGAAGUGUGGAGCAUUUGCGGGCGGGACGAGGAGCCGUUGGUUCUGCAACAAUUCCUGCGGUUCGGCGAGACCCGCGUCAUAGCGGCCAGGAUCCUCCAACAACACGAAAAUGAAACGAAAAAUUCCGCCGCAGCCGCUGCCGCCACGGCCGCCGCCAGUUCGGCCUCUUCCGGCUCGGACCAGCAACAACAACAGCAACAGCCCAGGGGCAAGAACAACCACCACCACAAGGAAAGCGAGAGAGAACAACAACAGCAACAACAGCAGCAACAACAACAGUCGAAACUCAAUUCGGAUAUCAAAGAGUUUUUGAAGAAAGCGCAACAGAACCCUCAGGCGGCUCUGGCCGGCAUGCUGGGCCAUUCCGGCCUUCCGGGCUUCGUCAACCCGCUCAACUCGUUGCCGUUCCCAUUCAUUCCGGGACUGACCGGCCCUCCCGGUCCGUUGAAUCACCUGCCACGCUUGCCGCCCAUGAUGUCACUCCCACCGCCGCCGGCGCCGCCACCUCUUCCGGCCCAGCACCCGUCGACGCUGCCCCGCCUGCCGACGGCCGCCGUCCAGCCGCAACAACACAGUCCGCCCGUUUCGUCGUCGAUCUCCACCAACAACAGCAGCAACAACACGGCCAGCAACAACAACAACAACAACAGCAUCCAGGCCGUUUCCUCCUCGGUGGCCCAGAGCCCGUUGGGCCGGCUCCAGGGAAUGCAGCCCUUUGAUUUCCGGUCGGUUGUCCAGCAGACCAGCAGCAGCGGUAAAGAGCGCUGCAGCCGCAGUCCGGAAUCCAACCGGAUCCGCUCCACUCCGCCUCCGCUCUCCUCUUCCGGCAGUUUGAAUUUGAAGAGCCUCCAGUCCGGCAGCGGGUCGACGGCCCAGCAGCAUUCGGCCAUUUCGCCGCUGUGUUUGACCAACAAGCCGGGCGAUCCAUUCCUCCACCAUCCGUCCAGCGACCGGAAUUCCAUCCAUCAACAGCAGCGCCACCGCUCCCGCUCGGCUUCCAGUUCCAGCAGCGAGCUGGACUGGGACGAGGACGACAUGAUGGACGACAGUGACAUGUACGAUUCCGGAACUAAUCCGGCCAAUGCGCUCAAUCUGACCCGCAAAAGCGGAGCCGCCGGCGGAGUCGGUAGCCACCACCACAGGAGCCGGCCGGAAAUUUCCGAUUCACUCAGCGAAGCCGAACGGUCCAUGAUGCGCCGGCCGGGCAAAUCCGGCGGCUCCCAGGGCGGUGGAGGAUCCCAGGGUGGCAGUGGCGGCCAGGGCCAGGGCGGAUCAUCGAUGAAGCGCAGCUGGAAUCCGCUGGGCCCACUGGGCACUCAGCUGAUCAAUCCGGCGACGGGCAAGAAGCGUGUCCAGUGCAACGUCUGCCUCAAGACCUUCUGCGACAAGGGGGCCCUCAAGAUCCACUUCUCGGCCGUCCAUUUGCGCGAGAUGCACAAGUGCACGGUCGACGGAUGCAACAUGAUGUUCAGCUCCAGGCGAUCGCGCAACCGCCACUCCGCCAAUCCCAACCCGAAAUUGCACAGCCCACACCUGCGCCGGAAGAUCUCGCCGCACGACGGACGGACGUCGCAGCCGCAUCCGGCCCUGGGCUCGCUCAUCUCUCACGUCCAGCACGGCGGAGGUGGACAUCCGGCUGGUGGAGGAUUCCCAGGGUUGGGACACUUGCCACCGCUGCCGCUUCCGCACCAUCCGUCCGGAUUGGUGGGAGCCGACGGGUUCGGCAAGGGCGGACACCUGGGCGGUGAGCACCGGGAACGUUCCGUUUCGUCCAUGUCGUCGUCGGGAGGAGGUGGACACGGAGGCGGAAUGGGCCAGGAUGGCGACAUCAAGGGACGGAAUUAUUACGCGGCUUCUUCCGACGACCUGGACGACGACCUGGACGAUCUGAGCAGCCUGGACGAAGGUGAAGAUGGUGGAAACCGGAUGCAUCCGCAUCACGGCGGAGCCCACGAUUUGCUGGCCAGGCCGGUCGGCGUCCCAGCUCAAGAUCAGGGCCGCCAUCACAACAACGUGUCGCCCAAACAACAGCAACAACAGUCUCAACAACAGUCGGGUCAAUCCGGCGGAGCCGUGCGGAAGCGCAAGAGCCAAAAUCCGACGCGCUUGUUCCAGCAGCAGCAGCAAGUGGCCGACAGUUAUUUGUCGGACAACGACGGGCGGUCGGAUAUGUCGGACCAGUCGGCUGGCGGCGGAUCCUCUUCCGGCCGGAAGAACAACAACAACAGCAAGAGCAAACGGAUCAAGACGGAGGGCAAUCACUCGCCCGGAUUGUACCGGAGCGAUGCCGAAGACGAGGAGGCCGGCGGAUGCGACGAUCUGACGGCGGAUGAGGAUCCGCUGGAUUCAAAAAACGAGUUGCCCAGUGCUGAGACGAGAACAACAACAACAGCCGCAACAACAACAGCAACAACAACGCCCCAGCAGCACUCACGGGCUCAUCAUCAUCGGGGGGACCGCCGGAAUUCAUUUUCUGGGGCAACAACAACAACAACCGGAACAGCCGUCAAAACUGAACCGGAUGGAACUCGGCACUCGACUCCGUCGACUCCGCUGAGCGGGACGGAAUUGCGGGAAAUGGCCGGCCUAAUUGACGCCGAUUCGAUCCGGCCCUACCCGCUGGACCUGGACGACGACGAGGAUGACGAGGACCUGGUGGACAGUCUGACCGGAUCGCCACGCUCCGAUUGCGACUCAUCCAGCGCCGGAGGAGUUCCACUGGACAAGGACAAUCCGCGCCGCUGUUCGGCCUGCGGCAAAGUCUUCCAGAACCAUUUCGGCGUCAAGACCCACUACCAGAACGUCCACCUGAAGCUGAUGCACCGCUGUACGGUCGACGGAUGCACGGCGGCCUUUCCGUCCAAGCGCAGCCGCGAUCGCCACGCCCAGAAUUCCAACCUCCACCGGAAAUUGUUGUCGACCGAAUCGUCAACGGGCAACGGAGGAGGAGGAUUCCAGGUCGGUGGAUGCUCUCCGCUGGCCUCGCCGGCGGCUUCGCCAACCUUGGUGAUGACGCCCACCACACCCACGACGCCUACGGCCAAAAUGGCCCCGCCGGCCAGCCAGCCGGGCGGCCUGGAUGGUUCCGGCGGAGCGGCCGAUUUCUCGCUGCAUCAGUUCUCGUCGCUGCGCGACGAGUUCCUCAGCCGGAUCUACGCCAAUGCGGAAGCCCACGGGAUGAUGCACGGACUGGCCCCGUUCCUGGGGCCGGCCCAUCACCACCUGGCCGGCCUGGGUGGUCACCACAACAGCUCGUCCGGCCACCACAACCACCACCACCACCUCGGCAACAAUCAAAAUAAUUUCCUGUCCGGCCUGCAGCAGUCGGCGGCGGCGGCGGCUUUCCUCUCGGCGGCGGCGGCGGCCAGCGCGGCGGCCAACGCCAACGGCGCCAGCAACGGCCACCUGAACGGCGUCGGACUGGGCGCACUGGGCGGCCACCACAACAACAAUCAAGUCACAAUCAACGGCAAAGGCUCGUCGGCCAGGGAUCGGGCCAGUUCGGCUUCGUCACCAGCCGGCCAUCCGCCGACUUCCACCUCGCCGUCGCCUCCAUCCGCCGCCUCAUCCAUGGCCCUGCGAACGUCCGUCUGACCCAAUUUUUAUUCAUAAAAUUUAAAAUUAAAUUAACCGAAUAAUUGAAUCAUCACACAAACCAAAUUCAAAUUGGGCGCGGAAUGGAAAUGAAAUUUCGAUUUGAUACGAUUUCCCACACCCUCGGGCCCAGUUUGAUUUGAAUUUUUUCGAUUUUAAAUUCGUAGUUUUUGUACAUAGAAGCAAAAUUCCCAAUUUGUAAUAACAAUUUAAGAUUCCAGUUGAUUCAUUUUUUCGGGAAGUAAAAUAACAUAAAGUGGGCGGGCGUUAAAUUUAAUUCUUUUCAUCCGAAAUUAUCAAUUCAAAUCGAAUUGUUUUUGGUUUGAUUUUGAAUCAGAGAGAAAAUCAUUUUCAAAGGGAUCUCUUGGUGGAAAUUUUGACAAAAGACAAAAUUGGGAAAUAUAUAAAAUUCAAAAAAUGAUCAACAGGAUCCUCCCCCCCCCCCCCCCCAAACAAACUAUAUAGGCGUGUGUGUAUUUGAUAUCUUUUUAUUCAUUCGAAAUCCCCCCCACCCCACCCCUCCAAUUUUUUAAAAAAUUCGCCGAUGUGUAAUUUAUUAGCUAUAAUCGUCUCGUUUUGUUGUUGCGGAUUAUUUGUACAGCCAAAAGAAGAAACAAAACAAACAAACAACAACAACAACAAAUUCAAAAAAAAAACAACAAAAAUCCAAUUUAAAAAAAUAUAAUUAAUUAAUUAAGUGUCCCCCCUCCAUCUCACGAAAAAUGUUCAUCGUCAUUUUCAUUUUCAAUCCCCAUUUUUUCAAAAAUUUUGUCUUUUGUAAAAUUCGAAAAAAAAACAUAAGGGGGAAGGUUAAACCCACUAAAAAAUCCAAAACGGGAUCUGAUUGCUGAGAGAUAAGAAAACCGCGGAGUUAUGUAAUCCGUCUUCUUUUUUUCGCACGAUAUACUUUGCAUAAAACUAUUAAAUCCCCCCCUCCUUGACCUAUUACGAUUAAAUCCUGCGACGUGUUUGAAUUUCGCGGGGAAUUUUUUGUUUCAAUGUUUUCUAUAUCCCUCCCCUGGCUGCUGUGUGUGUUGCAUCUCGUAUAUAAUAAUUAAUAAUAAGCCUACCACACCUCAAUUUUUUGGAUAACGAUGUCGAUAUAACAUAAAAGUUUAGACCUUCUUUUUUUUAAAAAAUGAUUAGUUCGUAUGUUCAUUUUUCCUUGACUUUCAUCAUUUUUGGCUACUGUCCACACACGAUUGGCCAAAUUUAGAAUUUUUCAAAAGUAGCGACAACACAGGAAGGACUAAUUGAUUUAUACUCCCAGCAUAAUGUUGUUGUAUGAGCGUGAAUGAUUAUAUAAUACGCGUAUUAAGAUAUAAAAUUUCAUUGACAAAUCGAGGCCUAUUACAUAAGAGAAAAAACAACCCCCCACAUUUUCUAUCAUUUCGGUGUGUAUCGAUUGUGUCAUAUAAUGUCCAGUGCUGAUGGUGGCGAAAUUCCAUUCAUUGAUUUCCGGAUUCUGUUUUAAUCCAUCCUUUUUCUCACGUGUGUGUGUAUCUCUUUUGAUUCUAAAUAUUCUCGUCCUCAUCUUAAAUAUUUGAAAAUUUCACGCGCCAAAAUGUUUUUUUCUAUCUUCACGCACAUUGAUAUGUUUUUACAUGUACGAAAAUUUUUCAAAAUUUCCCGCCUAAAAAAAUUUCAAAAUGACAAAAAAUUACCGACCCCCUGCCUACAAAAAUUAAAUUUAAAAAAAUUAAAUCUUUUCUUUUUUUUCAUUAUCGGCAUUGUGAUUGAAUUUCGAUUGAUUGGCAAAGUAUAUAGGCCUAAUCAGAUCCCCACCCCCUCACCCCUAUUCUAUACACUGUGUACUACUCUCAUAUAUGAAAAAGAUGUGAUGUGAUUCUAUGAUUAUGUGCUGUGUGCGUUUUUGAUCGGCUGCUGCUGCUGUGUGUGUACGUGUGUGUGUGUAUACAUGGGUCCCGCGUGUGUGUGUGUGUCUGUCAAUGUCCGUUGUUUAGCAAUACAACAGAAAAAGAUGUUCACCCCAAAA